Aphanomyces invadans is the source of this 700-nucleotide messenger RNA. RefSeq lists its product as hypothetical. Bases 139 to 531 code for a protein of 130 amino acids. The transcript has a single exon. NCBI's taxonomy places the organism in Eukaryota, Oomycota, Saprolegniomycetes, Saprolegniales, Verrucalvaceae. The record is from RefSeq and is a predicted model, not a curated record.
GGUGGCUAUUGGGCACGCUUGGUUGCGGAGAACGACAUAAUCGUUUGACAUGGCGCUCGUCAGUUGCAUCAGCGCGAGCUCGGGCUCUCGUAGCAAUACAUCCAGACAAAAUAGACGGCUCGGGGACUUCAAGGUGGGAUGGACGGCGCCAAGAUUGGGGUAAAUUGGAAGCUCGGUGGACAACGGUCCAUUGCUGCCGCCACAUUUGACCAAGGAAGAGACAAAUUGAACGUCACGCCCAAUGGGGCCACAGCAGUCCGAGUCGACAGAAACGGAGCGCAUACGACGAUUAGAGGCGGGAGCAGCGUUCGAGCGCACUUUGCGGCUGCGACCGCCAUAGUCCUCGUCACGCUAAUUCCGAGUGCGAUCAUCGCCACCCAGGUUUCGGCUGCGACUACACGGCGCGUCUCGUUUGGAUGGAGGAUUGUGGCCGCCACUACGCGCGGCACCAGAACCACCCCCGCUGCGAUCAUCGCUGCCGUCGCGGUCACGUCGGUCAUGGCAGGGGUAGCCAUCGCAUAUCUUGCUUGAUGACAAGCGGCGCAGCUUUUUGCCGUACUUUUUGAAAAUGUCUUGAGGGAAACCUUCACACUUCGCACUGUGGAAAUAAUCCGAGAGCAGGACUUUGCAGUUGGUGAGAACAUGCUCCAAGUCGCCGCAGUGGAAGCAUGCGGGUCUUAUGUAGUCAUGGCACUUGACG